Molecule: messenger RNA, 3161 nt
Organism: Bicyclus anynana (squinting bush brown)
Lineage: Eukaryota; Metazoa; Arthropoda; Insecta; Lepidoptera; Nymphalidae
Product: transmembrane protease serine 12
Exons: 6
Coding region: 501-1808 (435 amino acids)
Biological process (GO): proteolysis
Molecular function (GO): serine-type endopeptidase activity
Source: RefSeq, a predicted model, not a curated record
ACAAGCUCGUUAGCCAAUAACAACAAUGGUGCGCGCGCGCCUUUUUUCGUGCCAUUUCUCAUUCGGACACCGGACGUCGUAGAAGUCAGAAAAAGACGCAAAGAAAUAUAAAUAAAUAAUUUUGUAUAACCAUAAAUACGGUGUGAAAAGAUCUCUAUAAAAUAACCCAUAAAAAUGUAUAAUAAAUUAUGAAACUAUUUAUUUAAUUAAUUAUGAAAAUAGUUCAAUAUCGCCAGUGCUUUUUAAUUUUCACUCUAUUUCUAUAAAUUAAAGACCAAAAAAAAUAUUUCGUUAUUGAAAUUGUACCAAAAUUAAAAAUAUAAAGUAAGUGAACUUUAAAAACCGUAGAAAAAAAAUCAAAACAUCGAGCUUGCAUAAAACCACGCAUACGCAAACGUAAAAAGCUUGUAGCGGAAAAAUCUCUGAAGUAAUAAAAGACUUUUGAGUACUUUGUAAGUCCCAUGUGAUGGUAUAAAACUAUAAAAAGUGUAACGUGUACCAUGGCAGUGUUAUGGCGUUAUAUUCUAAUGAACAGUGUAUUUAUUUUGGCGUUGUAUGCAGCUAUUUGUGAAGCUUACAGUCCAAGAGAAUGCGGGGUUCCCCUGCGUAGACACACGAGGCAGCCCCGGGAGAGGUCGGUGGGUCAACUCCGCAUAAUCAAGGGACGGGAAUCGAAGAGAGGCGCCUGGCCUUGGCAGGUGUCCCUCCAACUGCUGCACCCCAACUACGGUCUGAUCGGUCACUGGUGCGGCGGGGUGCUCAUCCACCCCCAGUGGCUGCUCACCACGGCGCAUUGCAUACACAAUGAGCUGUUCAAUCUGCCAGUCCCUGCGCUGUGGACAGCGGUGCUGGGAGAGUGGGACCGGGCAGAACAGCGAGGUGCUUAUGUGCCGAUAGAGAGGAUCAUCCUCCACCAUCGCUUCCAUAACUACCAGCAUGACAUAGCUCUGAUGAAGAUGAUAAAAGCAGCUGACGUCAGCGCCGGCAGUCGUAUCCGAGCUAUCUGUCUGCCACCAUAUGAACCACCAAUAAUACACAACACUGAACGAAGCACUUCAUUCUAUCACAAGCCACAAAACGAAAUAAAGAGAAAAGCACGACCACCCAGACCAAAUCCGAACACCGCUGCGAAGUAUUUAGAAAAGCUUAACAAUUUAACACAAACAGUAUUUUCUGGGAUGGGAAAUAAAAAACACAAGAACACGCGAUACAAUGUCAGAGUUUCAAAUGAAAGACCCACGGAGAGAAAAACUGACGAUGAAUCCAGUAGAGAAGAUAACGAAAAGAAAAAGAAUGAUGCUGUGUACGACAGUGCUUCAUUAGAUAGUGUAGUGAGACUAAUAAAAACUAAAGUAACUAAAGACAAAAGAAUAGAAAGUAAUAAGAGAAGUGAUAAAAAACUUCUGUUCGGUGAAGAAAUAGAUCCUUUUAUAGAUGAUAACAACAGUAUAGAUUUUAAAGAUGAAUGUUAUGCUACCGGAUGGGGAAGAGAGCAGACGAAUGGCACUUUAACAGACGUUUUGUUAGAAGCAGAGGUGCCGGUGCUACCUUUGCAACUUUGCAGGGAUAGAUAUGCUCUGACUUUGCCGCUAAAUGAUGGACAUCUGUGCGCAGGGAGUACGGAUGGCAGUACAGGAGCUUGUGUGGGUGACAGUGGCGGACCUCUGCAGUGCAGGUCGGGGGGUCGCUGGGAGCUGCGCGGGCUGACCUCCUUCGGGUCAGGCUGCGCUCGGAUGGGCGUGCCCGAUGUUUACACUAACGUGGCGCACUAUGUCUCGUGGAUAUACGCACAUGUUUAUACUAGCUGAUACUUUACUUUGUUCUAGACUAUAACCCUAUAAUUCGUAAACAUGGGUUGAGAUCUAAACGUCAAUUGUCUUCAAAGUAAAGUGGACCUAAUGACUAAUGUUUAACGUUCACUUUACUUUGAAGAAAUUUGACGUUUAAAUCCUGAUUCUAAAAUGUUUUUAUAUAAAUCAAAAUGUGACUGUGGUUUGGAUAACUCUGUUUUUGGAGUAAAUUUUAAAAAAGUGAAUACUUAUAGUUAUUCACACAAUAAUAAAGCACAAAAAAAGAAAAAAUUGAGUUCUAAAUAGAAUCAAAUUUUAUAGUAAGGUACGUUUUACAUACCGCUAAGCGAUUUAGCGUUCCGGUACGAUGUCGUGUAGAAACCGUAAGGAAUGGAAAUUCAUCGUCCUUCUAACAAGUUAGCCCGCUUCCACCUUAGAUUGCAUCAUCACUUAUCAUCAGGUGAGAUUGUAGUCAAGGGCUUACUUGCAAAAAUAAAAUAGGCAGAUGCCUAAUUACACCAGCAGCCAUGCUUCAGACCGGAACACAGUAAUACUGCUUGGUGGCGGAAAUAAAAUUGUCGUAGUACUAACCGGAUAAGCUCUGUCACAAAAGCUUUACUACUACUACAGAAAAUGUACUAAAAACUAUAAUAUACUUGCGUGAAACAACAGACAUUUGGAUCUACACCCAUCGAUCUAAUAUAUAUACUAAUAUUAUAAAUGCGAUAGUAAGUCUGUCUGUCUGUUACUUUUUUUACGGCUAAACGGCUGAAACGAUCAAGAUGAAUUUUGGUACAAUAUGACCUUGGAAGACAUAACGUACUUUUUGACCCUAAAAUAAAAAUUGAAGGGAGUGAAAUAUGGGUUGAAAGUUUGUAUAGAAAGUCCUUCACUUUUAGAGUUAAGUUUUAAAAAAAUGUUCAUAGAUCAUUAAAAAUACGAAAUAUAAUGUUAUUCAAGAAUUUUUAAAAUUCAACCCCUAAAGUGAUGAAAAAGGGGUUCAAAUUUUACACUGAUUUCCACGCGGACGAAGUCGCGGGCGUCCGCUAGUGUAUUUACGACAGUGUCAAAUAUUACACGUCACAUUUUACAAAAUAUGUUAAUUCGUUUAAUUUUAAGUAUACUGUGUGCCUAGUGGAAGUUUUCAAUAUUUUCAUACUGUUACUAUCACGUUAACGUAAACGCGAAUUUAUAUGGAAUUGAAACAGUUGUGCAGUAGUGCCACUAGAUGGCGCUGUUUCAAUUACUUAGAAAUUCGCGUUUACGUCAACGCGAUAGUAACAGUAUCAAACUGCCACUAGGCAUUUUGAUUACCAUUGUAAAUAUUGUUAGAAUCUAUAUAUAAUCUAGUCUAUUAUUUAUUUGCAAAAA